AGGGGGUGUUGUUGGACGUUUUCAUGACAUUACUUGACUUUUAUAAUAACUUUCUGAAGUAAUACCAGGCUACGUGAGACGUUUAUUUUUGUUAACUUAAUUACGAUAUUUAAAUAGAUGUUUGAUUGCUCUGGUCCAGGGGCGCAUAACUUGCAGCCUUGAGAAUCGAAUUUUCUCUUUGAAACUCCUUAGUCGUUAUCUGAACACUACAACAAAGUAGUCUAACUGUACUGUAGCCUACAACAUUUCAUAUCAUACAAAGAAUCAAUAGCUUCCACGAUGGAUCGGGACAAAGCUAUUCCGUUCCCCUCCACCUUCCUGGUGUCCCCAGGUCAAACGUCUCCCAGGACCGCUUUACUGCUGGGUCUGGUUGAUUGCAGGAAAACACCGGGACAGAAUGGAACUGAGAGAGGAGAAGAAGAACAUGGAGAUAUGACAUCAUUAAGUGACAUCUCUUAUCGUUGCUCUCUCAGUGAGAGGGGCUUAUCAUCUGGGGAGCCUCAACAUCAUGAUGCUGACAAGAAAGAGAAGAGUCUCUCCAGACCAGAACACCUCAAGAAGCACCAGCAUAGAGGUAUAGGGAAGAAACCUCACCACUGCUGCUCUGACUGUGGGAAGAGUUUUGCUAAACAGAAGGAUUUGAUAAUUCACAAACGGAGUCACACCGGAGAGAAACCGUACCACUGCUCUCAGGUUGGGAAGAGUUUCGCUGCAUCUAAAACCUUAAAAUCUCAUCAGAUAAUUCAUACAGGGGAGAGCCCUUAUCCCUGCUUUGAUUGUGGGAAAUACUUCAAUGAAUUAGGAGCCCAGACUACACACCAAUGCAUACACAAUCGAGAGAAGUCUUAUAGCUGUGAUCAAUGUGGGAUGCGCUUCAGGAAAUCAGACCACCUGACUACACACCAACGCAUACACACGGGAGAGAAACCUUAUAGCUGUGAUCAGUGUGGGAAGCGCUUCAGUCAUUCAGGAGGCCUGACUAAACACCAACGCAUACACACAGGAGAGAAACCUUAUAGCUGUGAUCAGUGUGGGAAGAGCUUCAAUCAGUCAGGAGACAUGACUACACACCAACGCAUACACACAGGAGAGAAACCUUAUAGCUGUGAUCAGUGUGGGAAGAGCUUCAAUCAAUCAGUACACCUGAUUAGACACCAACGAAUACACACAGGAGAGAAGCCUUAUAGCUGUGAUCAGUGUGGAAAGAGUUUUGCUCUAGAUUUCAAUCUGACAACACACCAGCGAAUACACACUGGAGAGAAACCUUACUCCUGUCUAUGUGGAAAGAGCUUUGCUCAUUCAGCAUCACUGAAAAACCACCAGAAAGCACAAACAUGUCGUCUUUCAUCUCCCUCCUCUCCGGCACCGGUUCUAGAUCCCUAAAUAAAGUUUACAUAGAAAACAUCUUGUAAACAGUCAUCCAUCUCCCAUUCUCUAACAGUUUACUAAGUCUGAUUACCAUGGUAACAUGUAUAGUAUAAUAUGCAGCUCUGGAUCCAUAUGUAUCAAGUGUGUUGGAGUAGGAGUGCUGAUCUAGGAUCAGGUCCCCUGUCCAUGUAUUCUCAUUUUGAUCUAAAUGGCUUAAUGUCAUCAUGGACAAUGAACCGUUUGUGUGUAGAGGGGGAUGUUGAGGUGGGUUGGGGUGUUCAGAGGUGUAUCUUAUUUAA
Messenger RNA from Oncorhynchus masou masou (cherry salmon), 1667 nucleotides. Its product is annotated as zinc finger protein 239-like. The coding region runs from base 280 to 1383 and encodes 367 amino acids. The transcript is spliced from 3 exons. Gene Ontology annotation, molecular function: DNA-binding transcription factor activity, RNA polymerase II-specific; RNA polymerase II cis-regulatory region sequence-specific DNA binding. The record is from RefSeq and is a predicted model, not a curated record. Lineage: Eukaryota; Metazoa; Chordata; Actinopteri; Salmoniformes; Salmonidae. Gene Ontology annotation, biological process: regulation of transcription by RNA polymerase II.